Messenger RNA from Ooceraea biroi (clonal raider ant), 2281 nucleotides. RefSeq lists its product as uncharacterized. Lineage: Eukaryota; Metazoa; Arthropoda; Insecta; Hymenoptera; Formicidae. Gene Ontology annotation, molecular function: protein binding. The record is from RefSeq and is a predicted model, not a curated record.
ACCCCAGUGUGCAGCGGCCAUGAGUCGUGCACGUUGGUGCGCGUUUCGAUGCAUUACAGUGCAUUAGUUCGAUUCGUUCGUGAUGUAGUGUGCGUGAAAUUCUAUGUCAUAGGUGUCGAUUUAUGUUCAACUAAAAGCAGAGUUUAGUUCGAAACUCGAAUUGCAUCAUCUUCCUAACACACGAGAAAUAGAAGGGGAGAAUAAUGUGGAAAUCCGUAGCUCGUGGAAUCCGAGAGACGUUGGAGCGACGUGUCUGUCGUACCAACGUUUACUCGCAGUCGUCACAGGAUAACGCGAAAAAUGAAAUCAAAACAAAUUUGACGUGCCAGCAGAAAUUUCUUCCGCCGGUUUUUGUCACUUGUGAUAAGGGCUUUUGCGGAUCGGCAAAGAGCGCCGGUACGAAAGAUAAAGAGCACUAUUCCGAGUGGAAGGCCAAACACAGUUGGACAGAGGCUUUUGGCUGGUCCAGCGCCUUAGCAGCCGGAUGGGUCGUAUGCCAAACGCUUUGCCUCCAUAAAAGAUUCUUUAACAGAGACAGUAAGGAGACCUUAAGGAAUAAAUUAUUUAACUAUGUUGGAGUCUCCCAGAUACUUGCACAAAUAUCAAAUAUACAAGCGAGACAUGUCUUGCCGGUUACCAACUGCAUUGGCAAGAAAAGCAGUAAAAAAUCCAGCUGGCAGGAUUCAAGCUCGCAAUGGAACGCGGAAGAACCAUUUGGUCCUAUCACCCUUGAAGAGGAAUUGAAGAAGGUUGCCGAUGAUUUUGCAAACACCCAUAAAAUAGUCGUAGCAGAGUACGAAUUACAUCACGGUAUAAAAGCAUUAGAGGAAAAACGUCAUAAAGAUGCUUUAAUGCACUUUAUCGCGGGUGCUAAAGUGUCGUCUCCUGAAAGUAUGUUCAACUUAGGUCUAUGUUAUGAAUUAGGUAUCGGAACUGUAGCAGACCAAAGUGAGGCUGCAAAACAUUACAAUGAUGCCGCGGCGCAUGAUCAUGCUGAUGCAUUGUAUAACUUGGGAGUUUUCCACGCUCAAGGAAGAGGCGGUUUACCAAUCAAUAUCGAUAUCGCGCGCACUUAUUUCACCAGAGCGGCGAAAUUGGGUCAGGUGCAAGCGGGACACGCGCUUGAUCUAGAAAAAGCUGAGAACUUGAAAAAGAAUAUCACCAUCAUGCCAGACACGUGUUCAAAAGAUGCAGAUUUAACCAAGAACAAGGCGGGUUACACGCGUGUUAAGUUAACUGAUUACACGCCAAGUACAAAUACCGAGCACACGCAAAGCGCGAACUUUGCAAAGUCCAAAACGUGCGAAAUGGCAGAAUAUAACGAAAAAAUGGUCGAAGACGCCACUCAAGUAUUUUUAGAUUUUCUUGGGCUAAGAGAGUCUAGUCAAGCACCCAUUAUGAUAGCUACCAGCGAUUGCCGUGUGCCAUGUUAGAGUAUAAAAAUACUUUUGUUAUGCUAGCGUAAGAGAGACCGGUAAGAUAGAAGUCACGUUGUACAGUCACAUGGACGGUGCAAGUGUGCCAAUUUCUUGAAAGCUUUUUGUACAGCGCAUGACAAAUCAUUCUUUUUUGUCUGCGUAUUUUUAUAGGGAUACGUAUUAUAUUUUAUCAUAUUUUAUAGGAGCACGUAUUAUGCGAACGAGUAAUAUCGAUAUAAAUAUUUGCUCAAUUUAUACCUCGUUUAAAUUCUCUGCCGUAGGUGAGAGUUCCAUAUUCGUGCACGUUAUGUUAUUUGAUUCUCAUUCGCAUUAUUAGAAACAAGUUUACAUGUAAUUGCGCAAGUACAUACGUGCCUGUGUAAGUUUUUCUCAUUUACUUAAAACAUUCUUCAUUGUAUCAUUAUGAUAUACGCAUGCAUGAUAUAUACUCCCGACAUAUGUAUCAAUAAGUGAUCUAAACGAAAAUUUUUCGAACUUUGCACCUGUAAAUAAUAACGUAAAAUUCAUGAUUUUUUAAGUUAAAACAUGACUGUGAUGCCCAGAUGAAAGGAUUAUAUGUAAAAUUAACGGUAGUAUUGAGACGUAAAGUUUGGUUGUUGCAUGUCCUUGCUUUCGAAAUUGUAAUACAGAUUAUAAUUAGUGUUUUUGUUAAAUGUAUACUUUAUCAAGUUCUUAUAUUAAAAAAUCUCAUUUUAUCAAUCAAGUAUUAGAUUUAAGAUUUUGUGACAAGUGAUUUGACACAAAUAAUGAUAAUGAUUGAUCUGUAUGUGCGUCGUGCGCAAGGUGCAUGUACACAUAGCGUAUAUAAUACGUAGUACAGAAAUAAAGAUUUAUUUUUUUAA